CCUUUGUUUAUCUUUAUGACUUGCAAAAUGUUGGCCCGUUAGUAAUCAGGCCUGAAAAAAAAGAAACAGCCGCUGAAGAAGAGAGCACUGAAAGAUCUGAUGUACUCGAUGUUCAAGCUAGGCCGAUUGGUGGGGGGGAGCUUCCUCCCACAAACUCUACGGGCCUCUAACCAAUACCAAAUCAAGACGGAGACCGCAUGAGAAACUGCUUAUAGGAAACCAAGACUGAGGAGGUGUCACAUGAAAACUGAAAAAGAGAAGAGUGAAGUAUAUUCAGAGGAAGCUGGCAAGAGAAAAAUGGAGAAUCCAUUGCUUUUAUCCCCUCAGCUAAACCCUACUUCAAGAGUGAAAUCGCUGUAUAAAAUAAUGAAAUCCAUGCAUAAAGAGGAGUCAAAGCCAGACACAAAAAGCAGGUAAGAGGCUGUGGUGUUCGCCUUUGUAGGAUGAAUGUUUUGUUGUCUGCACAAAGGAGUGGUUGGUGAUUGCCUUCUGUUGCAAGGCACGGACAACAGCCCUCAAGGGGGAGGGGAAUAUUCCAAUAUUCUCCUGCAUGUGGCUGCAGCUCCAAGGAAAAGGGACCAUGACCAUGACCUUGAUAUUCCGGUACAAGCUUUACUCAACAACUCUGAACAUUCCCAAAGCUGUGCAACAGCAAAAAUGACAGUCUCUGCUAGUAUCUGAAAGGUUAGCAGAUGUAUUGCGACAUAAGCUUCCAUUGACUGGAGCCUACAGUGUCAGAAGCACAGCGCAGUCUGGAAACUUUAUGUGCUGCUCUAAAAAAAAUUUUAAGGGAGCCAUGAGGUUGGUAGUUCACAGUUGGGUGGACUUGCAUGACACUGGAAUCAGUAGAGCUUAACUGCACCCAAAUCUGGGAGGUGACAGAGUCAAGGACAGUGACAGGGGUGACAGCCAUCACUUCUCUCUCUCUCUCUCUCUCUCUCUCUCUCUCUCUCUCUUGUUAUAUGGAUUAGGCCCAGAGGAAGAGGGCAGGUGAAGCUGUAGUGGUGACAAUGGAGAAGAAGAGGAGGACUCACAUAGGAAAAGGGACCACAAAAGACAUGGUGCACAAGCCCUUCAAUACCUCCAAAAAUAAUAUCCUGAAUUAUAAAGCAAGACUUACACUGACAAUAGGGUGAAAAACACUCCCUUGUGAAGUUUCAAGUGUUGACGUAUCAAUUUGCUAACAAAUACCUAAACUCUUUUGCUUUAAUGGUAAGCCAUAUAGCAUCCCAAGGGGGGAAAAGAAUAGAUAUAUUGUUUCUGUUUACUUAAAAAAGCUAGUUCUCAGGUUAUAGGGAGCUUGGGUUGUUGCUUUCCUUUGUCAACGUUUGAUUUAUAUACUUCUUAAUUACAACAAUUUUUAACUGGUGUACAUAUAAUUUGCUGCUGCUAUUAUGUUAUGUUACUUCUUAUUUGCCAACCCAGUUAGAAACAAUGCGUGACAACUGGGCCUUUUCCAAGCAUGCAAGGCUCCCUAAGAGUAUGGCAAGGUCUUAGUUCCAACUUUCCAGGGUCAUUUUUAGUGGAGUUUGUAAAUUAGGAACUGCCAGGGUGAGAAUUAUGUACAGAGACUUAAUUGCAUUACAUUGAUUGUUUUCAAAUAAUAAACCUGGUAAUUAAAACAGGCUUUUCCUAAUGUCUCAGCUAAGGCUGGAACUAGAUGUUCUGGCUGUUGUUGAAAACUCCAGCCCCACAAAUCUCUCUCUUCCUAAUAACAUCCGAUAUGAUGCUAUUACACUCUGAGUUUCCUCACCUCAACAAAUGGCAAUCGAUGAAUUGGAGUGGGACAGGGGAGCUCAAAGUGUGAUGGCACCGCAUAACAAAUUUAUUUUUCUUAGUAGGGAUGAAUGAGAAUGUAGUUCUAUCCACAUUUUUAAGUGAACUGACCUAAUUUGCACCUCCCAAACUAAUGCAUGUACUGGAGUGUUAAUUAUCCUUUGGAUUUUGCACAUCUCUGAAUUUUGCAAUACAGUUGCAGAGACAUCGCAAAGACAUUGUGCAGAACAUUGUAGCACAUUUCAUAUUUUGGGAUUCAAUAUGUUUAGGAAUGCAUACACUGAGAUAAAACACAUAGGUUGUCAUCCAAUGCUUGACAGACUCGUAGGAGACCCAUUGAAUUCAUUGGACUAAAGUCUCUUGAUUUCAGUGGGUCUACUUGAUGACUUAAUUGGAUUUCACUCAUAUUUAAAUACCGAACAUGUAAUAAAAUAUUAAAUACAAAAAUUGCCAAAUCACACAUUAAUGCAAGAAUGUGAUGGAACAGACUUAUGAAUGGAUACAUAUGAAAUUGGUAUGGACCACAAAUAAAAUCAAUCUAUCCAUUCCUGUGUAAUACUACGUAUUAUGAGGGGAGAGAAGGAGAAAUUCGGGGGAGCUCUUUUUGGUGACAGACAGAUGUCUGCUGUAGUUCUUACCUAAUUUGUAGUUAACAGUUUUAAUGCUGCAAUUUGUGCUACAUUUCCCUGUUUUAGUAGGUUUUUUUAAUAGCACCAGAAGACCUUGACCCUCUCUCUUUGCUCACUACAAUUAAAUCCACAUCCCUUCCCCACCUACAAGCUAAAUCAGAGUGUAAAGAUGAAAAGACUUUCAUUUACCCUUUGCAGGUGAUUCAACAUGUAAAUGUAUGCAAAGGUGUAAGUGAGAAAUUUGUUAUUCUCUAUAGCAAACAUGGGAGAAAUAAUAUCAACAUUAGUGCAAUGGCAUGUGAGAGGGAAAUGAUCAGCUUUUCAGAAACGUUGUGCGUUAGCAAAGGGGAAGCCUUUGAAAAUCUCUUGCAGUGGUGAUAUGUAGUGGCUCAAAUUCUCUUGCAGGAAUCGGGAAAAGAAUAACCGGUUGAGUCUCCUGUUGCAGAAGUCUGAAUUGCACCCAGAUGCCCAACUUCACAAAUUUGAGAAAUUGGCAAUGGCUUCAAGGUGAGUGUGGGGGGCAGGCAAUAAUACCAGGCAGUAAAGUAAAGGUAAAGGGACCCCUGACCAUUAGGUCCAGUUGUGGCCGACUCUGGGGUUGCGGCGCUCAUCUCGCUUUAUUGGCCGAGGGAGCCGGCGUACAGCUUCCGGGUCAUGUGGCCAGCAUGACUAAGCCACUUCUGGCGAACCAGAGCAGCGCACGGAAACACCGUUUACCUUCCCGCCAGAGCGGUACCUAUUUAUCUACUUGCACUUUGACAUGCUUUCGAACUGCUAGGUUGGCAGGAGCUGGAACCGAACAACAGGAGCUCACCCCAUCGCGGGGAUUCGAACUGCCGACCUUCUGAUCAGCAAGUCCUAGGCUCUGUGGUUUAACCCACAGCGCCACCCGCGUCCCUAUACCAGGCAGUAGCCCUGUCCAAUUCCAGAAGCUCUUCAGCAUGAGACCUGUGCCUUUUAUCUAUAUACGUAGUUUAACAUUAUUCACCUCUCCAAGUGAUCAGGUGCUUAAUGGAGUCCAUUUCCUUUUGAGCAAAGAUUAUGAAAACUGCGUGGCAAUUUUGGAAUAACUGCUUAUUUGAAAGAAUACAGGCUGAGCAGCUGAGAACUGAGGACAUGCAUAAACAAACUGAUUAAUCCUCAGCAAGCUUCAGUUCCCCAAAAGUAGCAGCAAGCAGGCACUAUAAUUCAAACUGUUUCUCCUUUUCUGUUUUGGACUCUUUCAAAAUAGCCUUGCUACCCAUACUCAACUUCCCAUUAAGCCAAAGGAGCAUGUGAUCUUCUAAACUGGCCUCGAUUGGCCUAGUCAAUGUUGCUGCGGGACACAGAGCUCGGCCAAAAUGGGCACUGCUUUUAGAGUUCACCAACCUGGAAAAAGCUCCCAACCCUGCCUGCUGUGUGAAGAGAUUCAAAGAUGUGUGGAAAUAUGAAUACGUUCAGAAUGGGAGCCAUAUGAUGUAGAAAGUGUAACCUCAGCAAUGUCCAGUUUGAUGCCAUCACUUUGUUAGGAAGGAAGGAUGACAGGAAGCGGGGGGUGGGGGGUGCAGAAGCUGCAGCCAGUUGGGCUGCAGUCAAUAAUGAAACAAUAUGAACUGAAGGCGAGGGGUUGAGGUUUUGCUUAUAUGCUAAUUGGUGGGUGUGGAUAUUGCUUUGCUUAUUAAGUGAGUGUUGCUAUUUCUUUGUGAUGCUGACAUACAAAGCAUUUUGCAUUUAUAAUUUUGAAGGAAAAUGUAGCCAAUGCCUUUUAAAUUCUUUAAUUGCAUUGGUUCAGCAGCCAACAUUAUUAUUAUUAUUAUUAUUAUUAUUAUUAUUAUUAUUAAUUUGUUUUUAUUAAAGAUUUUCCUGGGUUACAAAAGUACAUGCAUGGUCUAUUUUUUUUCAGAUCAUAAAGUCCUUUCUACAGAUCAGUUAUAUUCACUGUGAAACUUUAAUGUUGUAUAGAGUAUAAGGUUGGGAGAAAAGAAAGGUGGGGUUUUGUUUGCUAAUAUUUAUACAGCUGUUGUGUUGUUGUUGUUUUUGUUAUGUUAUGCAAAGUAUCAAUGGAAUAUAAGAUCUCCCUCCUGCCCCCGCCAUGGUAUUAUGUAUGUGUAUAUAGAUUUCUUUGCUGUAAGUCAGUUAGAAACCUUCAGGUUACAAGUGACUAUUCAGUUUAAUAAAUAAAUAAAUAAGAACAUACAACAGCAAUAUAUUUCCUAUAAACAGAGAUUUUCUGUGAGCUUCACCCCCUGACUGUACUAAAAUCACAUGGUUGUCUGAGCCUCUUAAUAACUCACCUAUCCCCUCCUGAUCUCUCUCAUUCUCUUUCUCUCAUUUUUCCUCGUUUUGCUGUCAUUGAAUUUGCCUGCCUGCCCUGCUUCCCCCUCUCUCUGUUGUCUAUUCCUCCCCAAGCUAUCUAAAAUUUAUAUUGUAACCUCCUUGGGAACUGCAGCCUUUCUUUCAGCUUACAUUACUCUAUGAAGUGCUGUGUAAUAAUUUGCCUUAAUCAUAAGUCCUACAGCCCUAAAGGGCAGCCAAGCAAAUAUUACGAAAGGUCAUUCCCAAACCUUUUCACAGGGAGAACGAAUGAGAUCUCUACUUACCUUUCUGUGAACAACAGAACCAGAGAUCAAUAAACAAAAUUCACAGUCUGCCAUAUUUGAUAUUUUUUUUAAAAAAAUACACUGUCCUUGCCCGUUCCCUGCCACCAGAAUAAAAUAAAAUAAAAUCCAGUGCUUCAGAAAUAGCAUGACAUUUGAAAAAUGUUAUUUUGCUGUUGAAAAAAACGACAGGCUUCGUGUGUUAAAAUUGUUACGGGGCCACUGCGUAUGCAUCUUUGUUCCCAUAAACCAUAGAGCUUCCUGCGAACUGUUAAAAAUAGCCUGUGGUCACAGAUUCUUAGACAGGCUGCAUUUGAAACCCCAUCUCAGUGAAAGCAGUUCAUUUUGCCUUUUGUGCUUUUCUCCUCACCAUUUCGAAAAGACAGCUGACCCCAUUGUCUUAUGAUCUUUACCAUAGAGAAUGUUUGGGCUUUUUAUUAUAUAUUUAAAUUCCAGGGACACAACAAAAUAAUAUCUGUGGGAAAGUACCGUACUUUUCCCUCUAUAAGACGCCCCCAUGGAUAAGACGCCCCUAUUUAGGGACGUGGGUGGUGCUGUGGGUUAAACCACAGAGCCUAGGACUUGCCAAUCAGAAGGUCGGCGGUUUGAAUCCCCACGACGGGGUGAGCUCCCAUUGCUUGGUCCCUGCUCCUGCUAACCUAGCAGUUCGAAAGGACAUCAAAGUGCGAGUAGAUAAAUAGGUACCGCUCUAGCGGAAAGGUAAACGGCGUUUCCGUGCGCUGCUCUGGUUCACCAGAAGCAGCUUAAUCAUGCUAACCACAUGACCCGGAAGCUGUACGCCGGCUCCUCGGCCAAUAAAGCGAGAUGAGCACCACAACCCCAGAGUCGGUCACGACUGGACCCAAUGGUCAGGGGUCCCUUUACCUUUACUAUUUUGGUGGGACUGAAAUGUCAGAAAAUGGGGGGAGAAAAAUUCUAAAGAUGGCGGCGCUUGCAGACGCUGCGGCUGAGAGCUCCUGGAGAGGAGUCUUUGUUAGGACAAAUUAUUUAUAUUGUAUUUAAUUAUAGGGUAUCAGAGUUUUAGGGGACUAACCAGGCUGGGAUAGCUGGGAUAGCAGGCUUGUUGGUUUUUGAAUGUCUGGUGUAGAUUUUUUUCAAUUUCGUUGUUCUGUAUGGGACAAUGACAAUAAAGAUUAUCGUAUCGGAGAUGGCAAAAGGUUGUUGAGCUUUUUUUUAGGGGGCAAUGUUGAAUAUCGCUCACCCGCAUGCAUCGCAAAAUCCGCCUCUCAACUGUCCCCUCACUGGCAGAAGCUGCCAAUCACCCGCCCAAUUGCCGCAGCAGCAGCCAAUCAAACAUCUGCCCUAUUCACUACCCAGGUAUAGGACGACCUCCACUUUUUAGCAUGAUUUUUAAGGGGGAAAGCCUAGGCUUAUACACGGAAAAGUACGGUACUUUUAUUCCCCUCAACACUUUGAAGAUGGGGGGGGGUGGGAUCUGCACAAUUCAAUAGUGGGAGAAAUGUCAGCAAAAUUAGAGAAACAGUUUUUGAAGGCUUGAGGGAAAGAGCUCCCCUUUGCAAAGUAAUCUGAUUCAACGCUGUGUAAAAUAUGGCAAACUGACAGCAAUAGGAGAUAAUGUGUUGUAGAGGAAAUCCUCCAAAUUACUCAAAAUGAAUAACUAUUUUUCCUUACCCCACUCUCUUUUUUUGGUCUCUCGCAGUGAAACCCCUGAAACUGUGAAGAAGUGGGGCGAAUCUUUUGACGAACUGAUUUCUCAGAAAGGUUUGUGUUAGGGUUUUCAGCUGGAAUUAUGCUGCAUAAAAGGUCCCCCCCCACACACACACACUUUCUUUCAUUUUGAAAGUAGGCUCAAAACUAUAUUUCAUGCUGAAAUGUCUCAUUUGUGAUUAUUCUUCUGUGGUGGAGGACUAGCCAUGUGUAAACAGAGGAAGUCUAUUAAGUCCGACUUCCAACAACAAAUGGAUUCCUGUGGAGCGUGGCCUUGAAUUUUGAUCAGAAAACAGACCUGAGGAAACUUAGAAGUGGCUGAGCUUCUCCAGAGGAGACAAUUAUUCAGCGGGCCAUAUUGCUCAAAGGUGAUGUGAGGAAUCCUCGUAGACAGUUGAGGGUUAAGUUACUUGUACAUUAUAUAUUUACAGAGAAUUGUAAAUCGUUAUUUGUUGGAAGUAGAGAUCUUUCAUAUCAAAAAAGACUCUUCAAAUGUCAUACACCAUUAGGAAUUACAGUAAGGAAAAGGCUUGCUCAUUGUAAGGUUAAAAGCCAAGUACAUUGUGAUCUAUGGUGGUUUUGCAUUUGCACAUGGGUCCCCCCCCCAUACUCAGAGUAAACCAUUUAAAUCCAUGGGCAUGACCAACUUAAAUUCAUUGUUUUCAAUGGGUCCACUCAUGCUGCCCUAAAACCUUUUUGCUGGUCUUAGGAACCUCGUAAAACGUAACAUUUAAAAGUAGGGGUGCAAAUCAGCUUAACACAAUCUGUUUAUCAACUAAUGCUGAAUUUGAUUGAUCAGACAACUGAUACCUAUUGCUGUGCAUGGACAGCGGUACCUUGGUUUUCAAACUUAAUCUGUUCCGGAAGUCCGUUCCAAAACCAAAGCGUUCCAAAAACAAGGUGCGCUUUCCCAUAGAAGGUAAUGCAAAAUGGAUUAAUCCGUUCCAGACUUUUAAAAACAACCCCUAAAGCAGCAAUUUAACAUGAAUUUUACUAUCUAACGAUACCAUUGAUCCAUAAAAUGCAAGCAAUAAACAAUGUACUGCAGUCACACAAUCAAUCAAUCAAUCAAUCAAUCAAUCAGUAGCUGAACUGGGUUCCACACAGUCACAAAAAAAGAGCCACAGAAACAAAAACACAAAAUAAAUAGCAAAAACAGAUAGACCUCAGCGUAACACUCAGAACGGAAGUGUGGCACUCAAAUUGGAAGCAUAAUACUCAAAACAGAGCACGUUCGGCUUCCAAAAACAGUUCACAAACCGGAACACUUACUUUCGGGUUUGCAGUGUUUGAGUUCCAAGUUGUUUGAGUACUAAGGCGUUUGAGAACCAAGGUACCACUCUACAAAGUUGGACAAGAGUCAGCAUGUAAAUUUCAACAUUGUUCACUUCUACACCACACAUUUAAAGCACAAUGCUAUCACUUUAACAGUCAUGGCUUCCGACUAAGAAUCCCAGGAACUGCCAUUGGUUAAGGGUGCUGAGAGUUGUUCGGAAACACCUAUUCCCGUCCCUGAGUUUCCAGGGAAUAGGGUUUGAUUGUCAAACAAUUAUGAGAAUUCUAGCUUUGGAAAGUACUGGAAGACACAAGAAUUACCCACCCGAGAAGAAUGGCAGAUGAAAGUGAUGGACUAUAUGGAGUUGGCUGAGAUGACUGGCAGAAUCCGAGACCAGGGAGAGGGGUCGGUGGAAGAAGACUGGAAAAAAUUUAAAAUAUAUCUUCAAAAAUAUUGUAAUAUUAAAGACUGUUAGAAAGAUGUCGGAAAAAGAAAAUUUAGGUAGUUUUGGUAGAUAUGACAUUAAGGAUUAAGCAAAAAUGAGUUGAUGAAAUUGAUGAAACAGAGGAUGUUUAAUUAUAAUAUUUUAAAUUAAAAUACGUAAAUGAAAAUAAGGUUGGAAGGACUUGCUGGAAAAAUGAUCUGAACUAGAAUACAAAAUUGGGAGGUGAGAGGAGGUCAAGGAAACAAGUAAAGGGAAAAGUUAUGUAAAGGUUUAAUUUGUUUUUGUUUUAAUUUAAUUUAAUGUAUUCUUAUAUUUUUUGUCUUGUAUAUUGUUCUCUUUUUUCUUUUUACUUUGCUCUGUUGUGGAAAUUUUUUUUUUUUGUAUUUCUUUUUAUAUUUUGUACUUUUUUUACUCUUUUUGUAAUCUUAAACUUGGAAUAAAUAUCAUUAAAAAAAAGAGAGAGAGAGAAUUCUAGCUUUGUAAGGGGAAUAGCAAUCUCCUUACCACUCUAAGCAUCCUUAACAAACUACAGUUCCCAGCGGUCUUUGGCGGAACCCAUGACUGUUAAAGUGGUAUUAUAGUACUUAUAUGUAUGGUGCAGAUAUGGUCAUGCAGAAAUAAGAAAACCUCACGUGUCAAUAUCCCUAUAAUAGAAGCAAUAUAAUUUCACUGAUCAUUUGGCAAGACGGGGAAAGAAAGGGGAGGUGUUUUCCACACACACCCUAUAACAUUUUUGUCACAUUGAGCAUAGAAAUGGGAUAUGGGGCCUUCUAUUUUCUAAACGUUUAUUCCCAUACCCCCAUUUAGGUCUUAUCAUCUCUAUCGAUUAGGCAUGUUUUCACUGAGGUUCUGAAUAUGUGUCUGAGCUAAAUCACAACAGACAAUUGAUUUUGUAACUGGGCAUUUUUCAAAAGAAAACAAAAAUUAUAGAAAACCUAGUUAUCAGGGAGAUAACUAGCCUGGCCUAUGACCUCUCUUGCUAUGUGGAACGGCCUCCUACCAGAUGUCGAGGAAAUAAACAACUAUCUGACCUUUAGAAGACAUCUGAAGGCAGCCCUGUUUAGAGAAGUUUUUAAUGAUUGAUGUUUUAUUGUGUUUUUAAUAUUCUGUUGGAAGCUGCCCAGAGUGGCUGAGGAGGCCUGGCCAGAUGGGUGAGGUAUAAGUAAUAAAUAAUAAUAAUAAUAAUAAUAAUAAUAAUACUGAAAAAGGUGUUUCUGUUUCAACUGUGAUUGAAGAAAUGUAAUUAUGUUUUAUUACUUAAUAUGCCUUGCUUUGAAUCUCUUUUCUUUCAUAGGUGGAUUAGAUGCAUUCACAAGGUUCCUGAAAAGUGAGUUUAGUGAAGAGAACAUUGAAUUUUGGAUGGCAUGUGAAGAUUACAAGAAGAACACAGAAGCUUCCCAACUUUCACUCAAAGCAAAGACCAUUUAUGAGACCUUCAUAGAAAAAGAAGCUCCGAAGAGGUAUAGUGAAAACGAUCCUUUUGGCGCAAUCUGUCUUGCAUAAGUUUAAAAAUAUUCAGGCAACAGGUGAUAGGAAAAACCUCUGCCUGGAAGAGAAACAAUAGCAGGCAAGAUGGACAAAUAGACUGACCUAGAUGAAACCCCAAACCAACUUGCUAGGAUGUCAGCCCCAUUGAACACAGUAGAACCUAUUUCUGAGUAAAAAUGCAUUUGCUGCAUGGUGCUUAACCUUGUCUGCAUUGAGGCCACAGUUUGAAAACAUGUCGGGAAAAUUAUAGCACAUGCUACCACAACAACAUCAAUUUGAAGUACAAAUAUUAGUUUAUGUGCCCAUAUGUAUCUGCCUAUAUUUGAUGCUAAUACAUUAGAAUUACUUUUCAUCUGUCUGCUAAACCCAUAAUUAUAGAUGUAAUUAGUGUUACAUACAAACCAUUCCUAUUACAUUGCCAAGAUUUCAUAUAAUAAGCCAAAUGAAUAAAACAAAUCACCAGCUUAAACACAGCAUUGAAGUAAUAAUCAUCGUCUAAAAAGAUUGAUUACAGAUUUAUUCCAAAAGGCGGUACUAAUGAUGGUGUAUUAGUGACAUAUCACAUGUAAACAAAUAUACACACAGUUGAUGUUUCAGUCCAGGUUCUUAAUUGUAUCUUACUAGCCAAGUGCCCAUGAUGUCAAGUAGGGAAGACCUGCAUAUUAGCAUAUCUUAUUAUAGGAGAUAACCUCCAUCCAUAUUUACUACCAUGACUGGUACAAUAAAGCAGGAAGUCUCUUGGCCCAACUGGAUUGUGGAAAAGAGAUCUUCAACCCUAUUGACAUCUUCUUCUCAUGAAGGCUCACUGAAACCCAAGCCUGGUCAUCUUCCAGAAGUAAUGUACGACAUCUUGUUUCCAAUACGCUUUUGACAGUCCACAGUAGAAUGAAGAACCGUCUUUCCCAUUGGUCUUAGUGGUGCUUUGCGCCAGGGCGCCUGUCUCUCAGGGGCAUCCUAGCGAGUGGGGGAGGUGUGCGGCUUUGCCGGCAGCCUCCACUUUCCCUGCAUGCCCGCCAGCUGUGCCCCACCAACUAUAUGGCUAGCGGGCGUACAGCUUCCCUCCCAAACCUCUGCAUCUGCAAAAGACAGCCCUGGUUUGAGGUUGAAUCCUGACAAGAAAGAAAUACUGUUCUUGGGGGAGAGGGGCGGGCUGGUGUGGAGGACUCUCUGAUCCUGAAUGGGGUAACUGUGCCCCUGAAGGACCAGGUAUGCAGCCUGGGAGUCAUUUUGAACUCACAGCUGUCCAUGGAGGCACAGGUCAAAUCCAUGUCCAGGGCAGCUGUCUACCAGCUCCACCUGGUAUGCAGGCUGAGACCCUACCUGCCUGCAGACUGUCUUGCCAGAGUGGUGCAUGCUCUAGUUAUCUCCCGCUUGGACUACUGCAAUGCACUCUACGUGGGGCUACCUUUGAAGGUGACCCAGAAACUACAACUAAUCCAGAAUGUGGCAGACUGGUGACAGGGGCGGCCGCUAAGACCACAUAACACCAGUCUUGAAAGAGAGCAUGUCCGCCAGCACGUUUUCCUGCUUGAUCACUGCCACCACACCAGGGAUCGGGGCCAUGGGGGAGGCAGAGGACAUUUUCCACCGCCCCCUCCCUUGUUUUGGAGUUUUGUCUGGGGGGCACCGGAGGGAACUUUGCACCAAGGCGCCGGAUAUGCUUAAGAUGACCCUGGUAGAAUGAAAUAAUUUACACAUUUUUUCCUAUUCAAGCCCUUGACUUGUUAGAAGUCCAAUAAAACUUGGACAAAUAUAUUGCACUGAGACAUAUUGCGAUGCUCCCCCAACUCAUGUGAUCUGUGUUGCUAACAGGACAGCCUGUUGGGUACACUAUUAAGAUACCAUCCCAAACCCAGUGCAGCAUUAUCCCCACAUGCCUGAAAUCCGCUUCAGGCUCUUUGGCUGGGAAAGAGCAUACUGGUACCAGGAGCAAAUACUUUUUCCUGGUAGGAGUCAAUGCUAGGCAUUCAGUUUCUGUGGGAGAAAAUAAAAAUAGUGCACUGUUGGGUUGAAAUAAGCGACAGACGAAUGGCAAGGUGUCAUACGGGAGGCAUCUCCCGAGCACAUGCUCGGGAGUCCCUUUUAUUGAAUAUUACAGCAUUUCCACAUAUGUGCUUGUUGCUGAUUGGUUAACAUGAAUACAAUGCAAGGGCAUUAAUCAUGAAGGUUGGGAAAGUGAACACAUGGUUACUAGUGAUUGAUAUUGCAUGACUUGAAAGAACAUAACAAUCACAGUCCGUAGAUGUGGUCAACAAUGCAUUAAGAACAGGUCAAGGUACACUGUUUCAUGAACUCAAUGGGAACUGAUCAGAACAUUCCCAGACCCAUGCACAGAGGCAGAAACUUCCCAGCAGUGCACCUGCCCCUGUGCAUCUCGGUUUGAGACAGACUGUGCUUCCUUUUAAGUGCACCUCAAAUUUGUAGCCUCGUGCAGCUCAUGGGAGCCAGUGUCCCUUCCCCUAACUACAUAGCCCAAAUUCAUGGAGGAAAAAGAUAUCAGUGGCGACUAGUCAUAUAUGCCACAUCCAGUUCCGAAGGUAGUAUAACUAUUGCAUAGGUGUUGGGGGGGUAUCUUCCCUCUUCCCCUUUCCCAAUUAACCUCCGUCUCCAGGGUUCAGUGGCAGGAGGGAGCACAGAGGAAGAAUCACACCAUGACAUCGCCAGGGUCUGCCCACAGUGACAUCACCAGGGGGCCACCCCUCGGUCUCAGGUUUGAGCUCUGAAAUCUCAGGUUGUGGGAUGCUCCUGACCUGAAUAGCAGCUGCUGGGGUAACAACAAUGGAGGAAGGCUACAACGCACAUGUGCUGCUUGUGGGUUUCUAGGAGGUAUCCUUUGGGCCACAGGGGAAAGCAGGAAGCUGGACUAGAUGGGCCUUUCAUUGGAUCCAGCAGAGCUUCUCUACAGAAGUAUAAAUCAUGUUUCUUUGAAGAUUUGAUAAACAUCUGUCUGUGGUUUGUGUGCUCUCCUUGCAACAAUGUGAUGACUGACCUUAGUGGGACUCGAACAGCCUGUGACUGCUCGAGUCCUGCAUGUUGAUAGGGAUUGUGUGACUGCCUUUAUUUUUAUUUUUAUUUAUUUAUUUGCUUUUUUCAAUAUAAUUUUUAUUAUUUUCAUUAAUAAAACAUAAACUUAUGACUGCCUUUAGAAUUUCACAAACUCCUUAAGAUGUGCUUUUACCAUGCUGUGGCAAUGAGAUCUAACUGGUUUUUAGAUCACAUCAUCACCCACAAAGAAUCCUGUGAAUUGUUUGUGAAGGGUACUAAGCACUGUAGCUCUGUGAGGUGUCUCCAGGUAAUUUCAGCACCCCUGCCAAACUACAGUUCCCAAAACUCUUUGGCAGUGGGGGCAUGACUGUUAAAUUGUAUAAAAGGUAAGGGGACCCCUGACCAUUAGGUCCAGUCCUGACCGACUCUGGGGUUGUGGCGCUCAUCUCGCUUUAUUGGCCGAGGGAGCCGGCGUACAGCUUCCGGGUCAUGUGGCCAGCAUGUCUAAGCCACUUAUGGAGAACCAGAGCAGCGCACAGAAAUGCCAUUUACUUUCCCGCUGGAGCGGUACCUAUUUAUCUACUUGCACUUUGACAUACUUUCAAACUGCUAGGUUGGCAGGAGCUGGGACCGAGCAGCGGGAGCUCACCCCGUCGUAGGGAUUCGAACCGCCAACCUUCUGAUCGGCAAGUCCUAUGCUCUGUGGUUUAACCCACAGCGCCACCCGUGUCCCGUUAAAUUGUAUAAGAGUGCUUUAAAAAUUAAACUGUGGUGUAGAAGCUUACUGUUAAGGCUGAAACUCAGCAGAAACUGAGGUUUUCCCCCCAGCAGUAACCACACACAACUUCCCCCAAAUCAGAUAGCUGACUUCCUCUGUAGUGCAAAGACACUUUGCCAUUUAAAACAAAAUUGCAAGUAUUAGAAUUUAUCUUCUCAGCACACUUUAAAAGCUACAGUGGAUAAAUAACUUUAUGCAACAGUGCAGAUAUGGUGAAUCCCCCUACAUUACGGAUAAAAUGCCACAAAACCAUGUGACUCACUUGUUAACAAUAUUUUUUCUUCCCUCCCCACUUCCAUACAAUCUUAAGGUCUUGAAGCAGAGUACCAGAUUUUUCUCUUAGUCGCCUAAUGAACUUCAUGGUCUAAAAAGGUCUAGAACUUGUGUAUUCUUGAUCCAAAAGAAACAAUUUCACAAGCCUAUGUGUAGUCAAGCAUCUGUUGCAGGGAUAGAGAACCUGUGGCCCUUCAAAUGUUGUUAAAUUCCCAUCAGCCCCAGCCAGCAAGACCAACGGUCACAGAUUAUGGGAGUUGAAGUUCAACAACAUCUGUUCCUUGGUCAUGUGUGGAAAAUCACGUCAGUUUGUACAUGGUUCCUGUAUGCACAGGACUUGAAUGUGAACUUGUAGGGUAAGCCAUGUACAGUGGUACCUCGGGUUAAGUACUUAAUUCGUUCUGGAGGUCCGUACUUAACCUGAAACUGUUCUUAACCUGAAGCACCACUUUAGCUAAUGGGGCCCCCUGCUGCUGCUACGACGCCGGAGCACAAUUUCUAUUCUCAUCCUGAAGCAAAGUUCUUAACCUGCAGCACUAUUUCUGGGUUAGCGGAGUCUGUAACCUGAAGCGUAUGUAACCUGAAGCGUAUGUAACCUGAGGUACCACUGUACUCAUUAAGAGAGAAGCUUGAGAAACACAUCAAUAAUAUUUGCUUUGCCAUGUGAUGCGUUUUCCCCCCUUUCUUUUUUUCUUUUUUUCUAGGUCAACCUUGACUUUAACACCAAAACAUGCACCAGUCAGAGCAUGAGUCACCCAACACGCAACACAUUCGAUGCUGCACAGACCAAAAUCUAUGCCCUGAUGGAGCAAGACUGUUACCCACGCUUCCUGAGGUCCAACCUUUACUUAGACCUACUCCACGGCAGACCUCAUGGCUGUUCUGCUCUUAGAAGGCGAUCGCGAUCUUUUACCUUCAAUGAGUUCAAAGAUGCCCAGCCAGAUUUUGCCAUCUGGCUUUAAAUAAAUAUUCUCCCUUGGACUUCCAUCCGUUUGAGAACAUCUUGGUGGGAGCAGAGGGACAUCGCCUCAAAUGGCUUACAUGAGUGGGACUUCACCAUUCCCGUGGAAUGGUGUCCAAGUUAACCUGCUGAUGAUCACAUUGUGAAGUUUUCAGUGCUUAGCUUCAACCAAUGCAUGAAUGGGGAGCAGCUUUGUAACUGUCUUGGGUUCACUCUGCAGUCAGAUGCUACUAAUACAGGGAGCACAAUUUCAUAAUAAGGGCCUCAUGAUUUUAGAUCGCAUGCACACAGCAUAAUGGUUUAGAUACAAAUAUAUAUAUUUGCAUCUCACAUGCAACAAGGGAUGUCAAAUUAAAGUAAGGAAAUCUCUAUCUCUUACAACAGAAACACAUUUUUGUAGGGGCAAAACAGACCUGCCUGAGAGGUGCCAGAUGGCCCUCAUUUAUUUGGAGAGGCACCAAAUAUUUUUGAGAUGUGCUAGAUGUAAAAAUAUUCAUGCUCAACCUUAUUUUUUUAAUGCAGAGAAGAGGAUGUUUCAGCAUAAGUGAAAUGUUGCCAUGGGACUAAAUAUUUACACAAUUGCUUCUCGAUACAGGAUCAUUUGGGGAUGGUUCUGAAAAUGUGAAAAACAGAGAAAAGGGAAGACUUUCUUUCCAGCUAAGGUUGAGGUAAUCCAGAUGUUUGUGUGACAGCUGCAGCUUGAUUCGGAGGAAGAGAGUGAGUUCAGGCUUUGCAAGCAUCUUAAGAUGCAGGCUGUAUUGCUGGAAAUCUGAUGUGAGAACAGUAGACUUUGGCUGUCUGUUGGAGUGUUUAAGCUACAUGUCCACCUACACUCAACUUGUGUAUUUGUAAAUAAAUGCAGUAUUUCCAAGCACC
Molecule: messenger RNA, 15752 nt
Organism: Podarcis lilfordi (Lilford's wall lizard)
Lineage: Eukaryota; Metazoa; Chordata; Lepidosauria; Squamata; Lacertidae
Source: the annotation of a GenBank genome assembly